This is a messenger RNA of Chanos chanos (milkfish), 2781 nucleotides long. RefSeq names its product rho GTPase-activating protein 6-like. Bases 1 to 2781 code for a protein of 926 amino acids. The transcript has 13 exons. The record is from RefSeq and is a predicted model, not a curated record. Lineage: Eukaryota; Metazoa; Chordata; Actinopteri; Gonorynchiformes; Chanidae. Gene Ontology annotation, biological process: signal transduction.
AUGUCUUCCGCGCAAGGAUUACUUCACAGCGUCUUCUCUUGUUCGUCUCCAUCCUCUAAAAGCAUCUCUAAAAGACGGCUGCGACAAACACGGAGUUUGGACCCAGCCAUCAUAAGAAACUGUGGAACCGACCAGGAUGCGGCACGAAGUGAUUUUGACAAUUUGACAGUACCUGAGCAGGUUUUCAGUGAUGCAGGCGCGACUUCAUCAGCCUACAUCUCUAGUGAAUACCUGUGCACGCUCAAAACGGAUCAGCGCUCUAAAGCACCGAGACUGAAACAACCGUCACCAUCUUCCUCUGGCCCGUCUACACCUUUGGAUAUCUCUCCGUCAUCCAACUUCAACUUCGACUAUGAUAUCAAACACGCAAAGCGGAAUACAGCGUGGGAUUUGCCGUUCCUUGCUCGCAGCCCGAGUAUCACUCCCUCAAGCAGCACGAGCACCUUAUUUUCCCCAAGGAAGUGGCUCCAGAAGAAGUUGCAACAACCAAGCUCCCACGCCUAUGUCGUAUGGAGGUCGGAGGGUGAUUACACCUGGAACAGCCUGUCUGGUAGGACCGUGCGGCUCAAACCUGUGGCCAUCCAGAGCAUGUCGGAGCUGGAGAGAGCGAGGCUGCAGGAGGUGGCCUAUAAUCGGCUUCAGCAGGACUAUGACCUGGGCUGUCAGAUCACCAUCCCCAAAGAUGGACAGAAAAGGAAGAAAUCCCUGAGGAGGAAGCUGGAUUCCUUGGCUAAAGAGAAGAACAAAGACAAGGAGUCUUCUCCCCAGGCCUUUGGUAUACCUCUAUCACAGGUGAUCGCCAACGACCGUACACACAGACAGCGUCAGGAUGGGCAGAGACAGGACACGUCUCCCCGGGAGGAACACAAAGACUCCAGCGACCUGGUUUCCUCCAUACUGCAGUUUGCCACCAAGAGACCCACAAAGGAACUCUCCAGCAGCAACUCCUCCCUCAGCUCCACCUCCGAGACGGCCAAUGAGUCCACUUCGCCGAACACGCCCGAGGCUGCCCCGCGGGCACGCAGGAGGGGAGGUAUGUCUGUAGACUCCAUCACUGACCUGGACGAUAACCAGUCACGUCUGCUGGAGGCUCUGCAGCUGUCCCUGCCAGCCGAGACGCCCAGUAAAAAGGAGAAGCAUCGAGACAAGAGGCUGAGCCUUAACCCCAUCUACAGACAGGUGCCCCGUGUGGUGGACAGCUGCUGCCAGCACCUGGAGAAAUACGGCCUGCAGACUGUUGGAAUCUUCAGAGUGGGAAGCUCCAAGAAGAGAGUGAGACAGCUUCGUGAAGAGUUUGACCGGGGUGUGGACGUUCAGCUAGAUGAGGAACACAGUGUUCAUGACGUAGCAGCGCUGCUAAAGGAAUUCCUGAGGGACAUGCCUGACCCAUUGCUCACUAGAGAGCUCUACACUGCCUUCAUUAAUACCAUGUUGUUGGACCCAGAGGAUCAGCAGAGUGCCACCCAGCUGCUUGUGUACCUGCUGCCUGCGUGUAACAGCGACACGCUUCAUCGCCUCCUCGAAUUCCUCUACACUGUCGCUCAACACGCCCACGACACCCACGACAAAGACGGACAGGAGGUGACGGGGAACAAGAUGACCUCUCUAAACUUGGCCACCAUCUUCGGGCCGAACCUGCUCCACAAACAGAAGAGUUCGGACAAAGAGUUCAGCGUCCAGAGCUCCGCCCGUGCGGAGGAGUCCACGGCCGUCAUCGCCGUGGUGCAGCGCAUGAUCGCUACCUUCGAGGACCUCUUCAUGGUAUCACCAGACCUACAAAAUGAAGUGCUGAUGAGCCUACUGGAGACCGAUCCAGACGUUGUGGACUACCUGUUACGAAGAAAAGCAUCACAGAGUCCAGACCUGUUGAAUUCGGAGGCCUCCUUUGCUCUGAAUGAACGCCUUUCCUCCAGCGACUCGAACAAGGUGUCCAGCGGAGAGGUCUCCCCCUAUGAUAACAACUCGCCCGUGCUGUCCGAGCGGAGGGGGGGCGACGGCGGGGGCGGGACCGCUGGCCCCGUACCCGGCGCCGACCGGCUCUUUCGUGUCCCAGAACAGUACGCUCUGGUCGGUCAGGUGGCGGGCCGCGCCAGGGAGACCCCCACCAGCCCGUGGUCUCCGGCAAAGGAUAUGUCGGAGGAGCACGUUAACAUCUGGGGAGCAUGGCAUUCGACAUUAAAACCGGGACUGAAGGAGCAAACGUACACAGGUUCCCAUGGUAACGUAUCUGAAGGGAGCUCUCGCAGCUCGCAGGAGGGCAUCGACAGUCACCAAGGUGACGCGAAGCAGCUCGUGCGUCGGUCACAGACGACGCUGGGAAUGUCAGAGUGUCGCCAACACCCGGUGGUGUCCCGUGUGUGCAGCAGUCCGCAGACUGGGCCGCGACACCUCCAGCUCAGCGUCACCUCUGACGGCCGAUCGGCGUCGAGCAGUUCGGAGGACAUCCCAAUAGGGAGCGGUCACGGUGCCCCGAGCCCAACCCUCCCACCCAAACCGGGAAACAGAAAUGACGCGCGGCCCCCUCCUCCCCCGUACUGCGGACACUCUCGUUCUAAACCCUCGGCGGCGUUGACCGUCUCGUCCGCGUCUUCGGCGCCCGGCGCUACGGCUCACCCGCACCCGCCGUUGGUCGGGAGACCGGCCGCUCAGAACUCGACUCCGUCGGCGGGCGCGUUCACGCCAAGAAGCCCGGAAUGGCAGGACUGGCAGAGGGACAGGUGGCAAAUCUGGCAGCUUCUGUCCUCGGACAAUGCCGACACGCUGCCAGAGACGCUGGUCUGA